Molecule: messenger RNA, 1144 nt
Organism: Annulohypoxylon maeteangense
Lineage: Eukaryota; Fungi; Ascomycota; Sordariomycetes; Xylariales; Hypoxylaceae
Product: ribosomal RNA-processing protein 7-domain-containing protein
Exons: 1
Coding region: 41-979 (312 amino acids)
Biological process (GO): rRNA processing; ribosomal small subunit assembly
Cellular component (GO): CURI complex; UTP-C complex
Source: RefSeq, a predicted model, not a curated record
CCACAACAACAACAACAGCCCCUAUAACAAUAGAUCCACAAUGGCUGAACCAAAUCCCUCCGUUGAGGACUUCACUCCGUUACAGAUAUCAAUCCCUCCUCUCCCAUCGUAUUCUACCAAGACAACACAUUACAUUUACAUACGAAGAAACGCGCCUCGAACACCUACCCCUAACGACUCUCGCAGCCUCUUCAUCGCUAAUGUUCCUACCGACAGCACCGAAGUCCACUUCCGCGCCUUAUUUGGCCGCUUAGUAGGAGCAGGCAAGUUCGAGACCAUAACUUUCGCUCAAGACAAGAAACAAUCAGAAUCUGCCCAUGAACCCGCCCAAGCGAUACGAUUAGCAGCACAUAGGAAGCGAAAGAGAGCCGACGAAGAAUCUCAGAAUGAGAGGGAUGAAGCUGCUGCUGAGUUGCCACCCACGUGGUCCCGGCAAUUAUACCGUAGCGGGAGCUGUGCCGUCGCUCUGUUUGCCGACGAGAAGAGUGUUGACCUGGUCCUCAAAGCCACCAAGAAGCUUAAGAAGCCGAAGGAUUUUCCCGUCUGGGGUGAGGGCGUUGGCGACAAGGUCCCACCUUUAGGCUCAGAAUGGCUGAAAACACACAACAAGAUGACCUAUCCGGGUAAUGACAUUGUUCAGGCUACAAUGGACAUUUACUUCUCCGUCUUCAACAGGAAGGAGAGGGAGGCUGGACAGCUCGCUAAGAGGCUACGCAACGAACCAGACGAGGACGGAUUCGUGACAGUCACGCGAGGCGGUCGCGCCGCACCCGCUAGAAGGGACGAAGCGGAAGAGGCAAAGCAGAAGAUGCUAGAUAAACAACAGAAGAAGAAGGACGAGAUGACGGACUUUUAUCGAUUCCAGAUGCGCGAAAAGAGGAAAGCUGAACAGAUUGAGACUUUGAAGAAGUUCGAGGAAGAUAAAAGGAGAGUCCAAGCUAUGAAGGAGAAACGAGGGAAGUUUAGGCCUGAGACUUGAAGAAGUCAAAACGUCGCUGUUGCCAGUGAUCAUGAGAUGAAGCUAAACAUGCGAUGAAUCCCCGGCUGAGUCACUUUUUGCCUUCCAGUUGGGCUCGACUCUAUUUUGUCCAACCCAUUGACUUCCUAACCUCUACUUGAAAUCACCGCCAGGUAAGCACUUUUC